AUAGAGAAGACAGUUCAAAUAGAGAAGAGGUACAUGGAGAUUGAGGAGUACAGUGUGAAACUUCGAUUGACUAUCAUCGACACUCCGGGGUACAAUGAUGCUCUAGACUGCUCAAACUGCUGGCAGCCGAUUGAUGAUUACAUUAUGCGACAGUUUGAUCAGUUCUUGCGAGACGAAAGUGGAUUGAACAGACGAAACAUUCAGGACAACAGGGUGCAUUGCUGCCUCUACUUUCUCAACCCCACUGCUAGGGGCUUGCAACAGAUGGAUGUGUUGUUUAUGUUGAAACUGCACCACAAGGUCAAUAUCGUUCCCAUCAUCGCCAAAGCAGACACACUCAACACCGACGAACUCAAACUGCUGAAAUCAAGGGUGCUGGAGGACAUCGAGAGGCAUGGUAUAAAAGUCUAUGAGGUGCCACAUUGUGACAGUGAUGAGGAGGAGGAAGUCAAGAUGAGGGAUGAAGAACUUCGUAGUCUUCUACCGUUUGCAGUGGUGGGCAGCAAUGGGGUUGUUGAGGUGGGAGGUAGAAAGGUGAAGGGUAGAAUUUAUCCGUGGGGGGUUGUUGAGGUUGAGAAUCCAAAACAUUCGGACUUCACCAAGCUGAGGCAGUUUCUUGUUAGCACACACAUGCAAGAUCUGAAGGAUGUGACUAGAGAGAUUCAUUACGAGAACUUCAGAGCCAACAAAAUUAAACAGGAUAACCUUCAUAACAAUAAGUCAGUUAUUGUUCAUGUUGAUGUAGUUGUUGCUGUGGUUGUUUUUGUUCAUUUUUGUAAAUAA
Molecule: messenger RNA, 783 nt
Organism: Helobdella robusta
Lineage: Eukaryota; Metazoa; Annelida; Clitellata; Rhynchobdellida; Glossiphoniidae
Exons: 7
Biological process (GO): regulation of exocytosis; cytoskeleton-dependent cytokinesis
Cellular component (GO): microtubule cytoskeleton; cell division site; septin ring
Molecular function (GO): molecular adaptor activity; GTP binding; GTPase activity
Source: RefSeq, a predicted model, not a curated record